This is a messenger RNA of Cladocopium goreaui, 2208 nucleotides long. The record is from the annotation of a GenBank genome assembly. Lineage: Eukaryota; Dinophyceae; Suessiales; Symbiodiniaceae.
AUGCGAGAAGACCAAGAGUCCGGAAGCUUCAAGAUCUUUCGCAUCAAGUUCAGAGGUUGCAACGUGACUUGGGCCCCAAUCAGCGCCAGCCGAUACCUCAGCCGGACUGGAAGAAACCGUAAACACGUGCAAGCAACACCAGCACUCGGGGCCGGUGGGCCCUGGUGGCUCCACGAGGACUUCCCGUUGUUCCGGUGGGCGAGAAUGUUCCCAGAAGGGGUGCCGGCCCCACCACUGCCUGCUGCGCCGCCGGACCGAGAAGAAGCCAGCGGCAGCAGCGGCAGACAGGGUCCAGGACACCGGCACAAUACGUCACAGAUGAAAAGAGAAGCUGAAAGCUACAAGAGACAGGCAGAAAAGGAUCUUCGGACCCAAGCUGUUGCAUGGAAGCGGGCCUACGAUGACCAAGCUUCGAACCGCAAGGAAUGCAUGAUGCUCCUUCAAGAACAAUCCCGGGCACGGGAGAUGGCCAUGAUGAGAAGUGAGGACAUCAGAGUCCACAUGCUCUACAUGGGCGGCGAAGUGCAGGUCUGGAGGCAGCUCGCCGAAAAGAAGAAGGAGAUGAAAGCGGCCAAGAAGGCCAAGAGAAAAAAGGAGGCAGAGGAGGCGAAGAAAAGAGAAGAUCAGGCUGCCAAAAAGGAUGAUGACACCCAGUGCGAGUCCCUGGAGACCAUUGCCUACAUUGAAUCAUCUGCGAAACAGGAAGACAGCAGCAGCGAGACUGGGAAGAAAGAGGAGCCUGCGAACAUUGAACAGAUGACAACUCGCGAGCUGAGAAAGCUUUGCAAAGAGAAGGGCCUCAAAGUCCGUGGCGUAAAGAAAGAUAUCUUGAUGAGAUUGAAGAGACAUACGUCCAGUGUUUCCAUCAAGAGUCCUGAGUAUGUCGGCACCGAGCAGAGUUUCAGUGAGAACGAAGAAAGUGAGGACGGAAGCUUCAAUGCAGAUCCGGAGUUGGAGACCUCGUCCAGCAGUGGCGGAUCAGAGGUGGCAUUGACUGCUGAAGCCCUCGAAAGCUUUGAAAGCCAUCUGAUCGCUGGAGAUCGACCUCUGAGGGUGCCUGGCCGCUACACGCCAUCGAACAGUGUGGUUGAUGAUGACGCUUCCGACAGCCAGGGCAUCAGUGUGGAUUCAGACUUGGAUGUGUGUGAGCUCUCCUCAGCUCCAAACACCAUGGAACUUCGGGUUGGUAGUGACUUUUCUGGGUUAGACACGGCCUUUUGGGCAUUGCGUCGACUCGGCAUUCCUUUUCGUCAUUGCUUCGCCUGCGACUGCGAGAGGGCGUCUUUGAAGGUGCUGAAUUACCUUCGUCCAGAGGUCCUUUAUGAAGACGUUCGGUCUCGCAACAUCUCCGAAAUGGCAGAAGUAGAUCUCUUCACGUUCGGACCCCCUUGCCAAUCUUACAGUCGACAAGGCAAUCGUGCUGCAGACAGCGUUGAGCUGGGACAGCUUGGACUGUACAGUGUUGCAUACAUCUUACACCACAAACCCAGGAUCGCUCUGAUGGAACAGGUGAAAGACGUGGUGCAGUCAGAGUUUUUUCAAUUGGUCCUGAACAAGUUGGCCACAGCCGGGUACAGCUUGUAUUCACAAAUCUUGAGAACUUACGAUUACGGAGUGCCCCAAGCUCGUGAACGGGUCUAUUUGGUUGCAUUGCUGAAUCCAGUUUCAGAGUUUUCUUUCCCAGACCCUGUUCCUUGUUGUUCAGCCAGGGAGUUGAUUGACGUGUUGCCGCCAGAGCGAUUUCAACUGAUCCCUGACCUUGGUCCUGCUGGUGGGGAGACCAGGCAGAGAAACGUUGUGCAACAGCUGCAGCUCUGCAUUGAAAGCGGGGUGAACCCCUACGAAAUAGAGGUGUUCGUAACCUCGGGCGCUUCCAGCUCAAGAAGCAGUUGGAUGGCAGGUCGCAUUCAGACUAUAACAAGGAGCGAAGCACUUCGCGGCGGUUACUGGUCUACAACCAAGGGGGGCUUCCUAAACCCAACUGAGGUGGCAAGGUUCCAGGGAUUUCCGGACAACUUCCUGAAUUAUUGCAGUUUAGAUAUCACAGAUUCUCAGUUCUGCGCAUUGCUGGGUAACGCAAUGAGUUUCAAUGUGCUCUUGCAUCUCCUGCCCAGCCUCCUAAGAGCAAGUGGGAUUGUGACCAACCACCAAGCGGACCAGAUGAUCAGAAUAGCCAAUGCCCAUCACCCAAGAAGGGCAUGGGCUUAA